GUACAUGGGAGGCCAACACAGUGUGCGAGUCUGACACCCUGUGUGAUCCUGCUGGCCUUGUGUCCUCCACCAACCCAGAGGCUCAUAUUGGCAACCGCCGCCUAUCACCUGGGUCUGGCAACUGUGGUGGAGGAGGUGGAGGCUGCCCAACUGGGGUUGACCAGCAGCCCUGCCAAGCAUCACCCCAGGCCCUCGAGGGCAACCUGAACGGACCCACCCAUGUACAUGCCUUCACUUACCGUAGAGACAGAGAUCGUAGAGGCCAGCACAAAGGCCGUGGCCCUCGCAGAGAGGGGCCCAGGGGGGCAGGGCGUGUAGCAGAUAGGCCCCCGAAGCAGAGCCAGAAGGAGAGGUGGGUGGAGGACAGCCUGUCUCUACUCAAGCACCCACCUGCUUUUCCAGUGCAGGACAGCCCUGCCAAGCUGCAGCCAACCAUCAGCUAUGCCUCGAAAGUGAAGUCAGGGGCGGUGGGUGGAGUGCUGGAGGAGGAGGGCCGCCCAGCUAUCGGUGUCCUGCUGCAGAACCAGUGGGGACUUAGUUUCAUCAGUGAGGUCCUCCAAGCCACAGAGGGUUCAGUUCCCUCUCCUGCCCCCAUAGCAGCACCUCAGCUCACAUUUGGAGGUGAAACCACCAACCCAACACAAGAGAGGCAGCACAUAGUCCAGGCCAGUGGUGAAAUCCCAGUUCCUGUCACUACCUCAAUCUCCAUUGACCAGUACAGAGAAGAGGAAGCAAAGAUCAAUGGGAAGCUGCUUCUCACCUGUCACCAUCUAAAGGAGGCUCUGCACUAUCACACAAUAGAAUGGAAUGUCACCUGCAACAAACAGAAAGAAGAUCCCAAUAAGGUAGUUUGGUAUAAGAACUCCUGGACCAGCCAGCCCUAG
Messenger RNA from Oncorhynchus nerka (sockeye salmon), 884 nucleotides. Its product is annotated as FMR1-interacting protein NUFIP2-like. Gene Ontology annotation, cellular component: nucleoplasm; cytoplasmic stress granule. The annotation marks the transcript as partial. The record is from RefSeq and is a predicted model, not a curated record. Lineage: Eukaryota; Metazoa; Chordata; Actinopteri; Salmoniformes; Salmonidae. Gene Ontology annotation, molecular function: RNA binding. The transcript has 3 exons.